Fonsecaea nubica is the source of this 1848-nucleotide messenger RNA. RefSeq lists its product as hypothetical. The record is from RefSeq and is a predicted model, not a curated record. The transcript has a single exon. Lineage: Eukaryota; Fungi; Ascomycota; Eurotiomycetes; Chaetothyriales; Herpotrichiellaceae. Bases 1 to 1848 code for a protein of 615 amino acids.
AUGCAGACCUUGGAACCGGCAGAAGAAAGAUCAGGUCAGGAUGACAAGGACACUCGACCCAGCAUCAAGGAUCCCGACCCUGGAGACACGAGGCCUGGCGGUGGAUCCACUCAAUCUCAUACCGUGCGUCUUUACGAGGACUUACGGCUUGUACAUCUGGUUGCGGCGCUGGAUUCCGUGCGUCAGGCGCAGCAAGCUGGAGGAAAGGACCCUGAUAAGGGAUACCUCGACCAAAUAUCGUCUCACUUGCAAAAACUGUGGACGGCCUACCAGGACUGUGCUCAGAAAGAGGAGGUCAGUCGCCAGAUGUUCAAGGAUCAAUGGGGAUACUUCAAUCGAAUUAAAACCGGGCUCAUAACCCACCUGCAAUGCUUUUUUGACCGUCUUGAUCUACACGUGGUCAUUGGGGGGAACCCGGAAGACUUUGCUCGCCUUAUUGCGAAGCGAUACCAAGGUAUGCGCGUCGAGAAGGACAGACUGCAACAAGAAAACCGUUCUUUUUCCCACGACAUACAGCGUGUCACCGCCGAGAAGGACAGACUGCAAGAAGAAAACCUUUCUCUUUCCCAGGAGAUACAGCGUGUCACCGCCGAGAAGGACAGACUCAAAGAAGAAAACCGUUCUUUUUCCCACGACAUACAGCGUGUCACCGCCGAGAGAGACAGCAUCUCACAGACAAACGUCUCUCUAGAAGCUUCCGCUCGACGGAAUGACGAUGUUAUUGCCCAGUUGAAUGCGCGGAUAUUUGAAAUCUCGAUGGCGAAUGCAGACUAUUGCCGUGAGAUCGCGGGGGUCAGAAACCAAGGCAAGCCUCGUAAUAUCGAUAAGGUCAAAGCCAACGAAAGGAGCGAUAUCCUUGCCGAGUGUAACAAAAAGAAAUCGCAGAAGAUUGAGCGCCUCACACUCCAAAUCGAAACACUAAAACAGGAUGUCGGUUGCAAAAUUGAGGUGGAUAAUGUGAAGGAUGGUCUUGCGAGGACCAAUGACCACCUAUGCCUGACCAUUGCAGACCUCAGAUUGAGUGUGGACGCUCUGCAGCGGGAUGAUCGUGUCAGAACUGAGCUUCUUAGAAAAGUAGAGGCAGAGAGAGACACCAUCAAGGGCAUUGCAAAAGACAAAGACAAAAAAGUGUCAAACAGCAAUAAAGAGAUCGCCGUGCUCAACAAGCAACUUGACAAGGAGAGAGCAUACUUGUUCACGGAGAGGGAGUACUUCGUCAAGGAACGCAAAAUUGCCAUGCGGUUAAAUCUUGACUUGGCAAAGUCGAGAGAAGACUGUGACCGAGGCAGAGCAAGUCUUGUUGAAGAACAGCAUGCGAGGGAAACUAUUUCAACUCGGUUGUGGAUCACAAACCGUGACAAAGAUGAACUGUUAAGUGAAAACGCCGAGUUGAAGGAGAAAAUCGAGACUCUACAAAAAGACCUUUCUGAUAAAGAGGACCGACUGAAAAUGGUGGAAACAGCCAGAGACGUUACAGUUGCUCGAUUAGAGGAAGGCAUCAAGAUCCCAGAGGCAGAGAAGGACGAUCGUAUACAGCAACUGCUAGAGCAAAACGCGAAGCUUUCAGAAAAGACCAAGUCUAGCCAAGAGCGAUUUGACGAGUCGCGACGGCAUCAUACUUUGUCACAAGAAAAACAAACCUGCUCGGACGCCACACAUCGGUACCUGAUAAGCGAGUUGUGCUCGCUCCGUGCAGAGGUCGACCGCCAGAGCAAAGCGAUGAAGAAGAGAGAUUCUCGAAAGACACAGGUGCAAGUGACCAUAGCACAGCAGAACCAGGGGAUCAAGAGAAGGGCAGUGAGUGAACAAAAUGAUGUGUCGCAAGCGAAGCGACAGAGGCGGAACUAG